GCCCUGCCAUUUCAGCCAACAUCCCCAAACCAGCCACUCUUCUCCUCCUCCUGUCCUCCUCCUGUUCUCCUCCUCCUCCACUCCUCCUCUCAACUCUCCAUCCAGGCAAAACGGACACCACCCACACAGUUGGAGUAAAAACAGAGGGAGACAGAAAGAAACAACAAGAAGAAAAGAGGAGACCAGAGGCCAGACAAAGUACUUCUCAGCCUGUUUCCUGGACCAGCGAAGCUCUGCUGGGGGCAAACAGGAAGACAUCCCAUCUCCCUGCAGCCGGCCAGCCCCAACAACCGUCUGUCUGCUUGUCUGUCUGUCCUGAGAGCACACAGCAGGGAUGAUGGAGCACUUCUGAGUUUUGGGGAAGACAGCUGAAUGCAUCUGGCACAGGAGAGAUACAGGACUACACUGGAGGAUACACAGCAGCCAGACAGAAGCCUAGUGUGUUUUUAACAAAUCGAGAGAGAGAAAAAGAACGAAAAAGAGAGAGAGAGAGAGAAAGAGAGAGAGAGAGAAGAGAGAGAGAACAACCGAGUCAACAGAGACUAAGACAGUAGGUGCACACUCACCGGACACACCUUCCCCCCCCCUCAACCAUCACCUCUCCCCCUCCUCCCCCCUGCCCGACAUGGGCCUCCCCCUUGCCCUGACCCUCACCUACCUGGUCUACCUGUCGGCUGCGGUGAUUGGUUCAGAGCGGCGCCCACAUCGUGUGCAGCACGGCCCCUGCAGCUACACCUUCCUGCUGCCCGAGGUCGACCACUGCUCGCCCCUCAAGGACUUCCGGGUCACCAACUCCCUCCAGAGGGACUCUCCCCCAGCCCCGGACCCAGGACCAGGCCAACCUGAGGGGGGUGGUGGCCAGCCACGGCCCUCCUGGGACCAGAGAAAGCUGGAGGUCCUGGAGAGCGCCACAGAGAAUAACACACUGUGGCUGCAGAAGCUAGAGAACUACAUCCAGGAAAACGUGCGUUCCAGGAUGGAAGAGAUGAAGAGCAACGCCGUCCACACCCAGACGGCGGCCAUGUUGGAAAUGGGAACCAACCUCUUGAGCCAAUCAGCUGAGCAGACCCGCAAACUGACGGAUGUGGAGACCCAGGUGUUGAACCAAACCAGCAGGCUGGAGAUCCAGCUGUUGGAGCACUCUCUGUUCACCAGCCGCCUGGAGAACCACAUCCUGCUGCAGACCCAGGAGAUCUCACGACUCAACCACAAAAACAAUCUCCUGGAGCAGAGGGUCUCCUCCGUGGAGGCCAGGCACCAGAGGGAGCAGCAGGACAUGAUGGAGCUGGUGGAGAGGCAGAGCUGGCUGGUGGGGCAGCUGCAGGCUGGGCUGGGGGCGUCCAGCCACAACAGCAGCCUGCUGCAGAGACAGCAGGCCUCCCUCACAGACACCGUGCAGCAGCUCCUGGCUCUGGUCACACACUGCAACGAAAUCUCCAGCCCUCCUAGAGAGGAGGGGUCCAGUCUGAGGGACUGUGCUGAGCUCUUCAGGUCAGGGGUCACAGAGAGCGGCGUCUACAGCAUACGGCUCCCCAACUCCACACGCACCGUCAAGGUGUUUUGUGACAUGAAGACGAGAGGAGGAGGCUGGACGGUUCUCCAGCAUCGCAAAGACGGAUCAGUGGACUUCCAUCGCGGCUGGAAGGACUACAAAACUGGUUUUGGGGACCCCUCUGGAGAGUACUGGCUGGGGAAUGAUGUCAUCCACCAUGUGAGCAUCUCCCAGGAGUACAGUCUGCAUGUCCUGCUGCAGGAUGGAGAGGGGAACCAAGCCUACUCACACUACGACCACUUCCACAUAAAUGGAGAGGACAAGAACUACAGCCUCCAUACCCAGGGCUUCAGUGGCACAGCGGGCAAAACCAGCAGUCUGACCCACCCUGGUACCCCGUUCAGUACUAAAGACAGGGACAACGACCGCUGCAGCUGUAAGUGUGCCCAGAUGGCAUCAGGAGGUUGGUGGUUCGAAGCCUGCGGGCCGUCCAACCUCAAUGGGAUCUUCUACCCCGGAGUCUCCAACGUGGUUCGCUACAACGGCAUCAAAUGGUACUACUGGAAGGGCCCGGGUCUGAUGGCUACUAUGACGACCAUGAUGGUCCGCCCUGCAGACUUUUGAUGGCGCCGGCUGAUGAUGUCACACCGUGCAGCGGUGUCUCAUAUUGAACAUUUUCUGGAAGGGAAAGGGGAUGAGAAGCCAGGUGUAGGAGUAAAUGAGGACUGGAGAUGCACAGGAGACUGUAAGAACACACUGUUGUUUCUGGUCAUUAGUGAAAGUCCAGAGUCUCCCUUAUUUAUUCUUCUUUGGUUCCUCAACAUAACUUUCCUGUUGUUUGAAUAUUUCGAACAAGUCUAUGAAUGCUGCCAGUUGCACCGCAGAGAUUCUCAUAAACCUUUUUAUUUCUAUGAGAUUAACCUCCUCAUGAUAAAUCAAAGCUGGCGUAUUUUUACAAGUUUAUUUACUAUCCAAAGC
Molecule: messenger RNA, 2470 nt
Organism: Hypomesus transpacificus
Lineage: Eukaryota; Metazoa; Chordata; Actinopteri; Osmeriformes; Osmeridae
Gene: angpt2b
Product: angiopoietin 2b
Exons: 9
Coding region: 626-2116 (496 amino acids)
Biological process (GO): Tie signaling pathway
Molecular function (GO): receptor tyrosine kinase binding
Source: RefSeq, a predicted model, not a curated record